Molecule: messenger RNA, 1162 nt
Organism: Peromyscus eremicus (cactus mouse)
Lineage: Eukaryota; Metazoa; Chordata; Mammalia; Rodentia; Cricetidae
Gene: Mrap
Product: melanocortin 2 receptor accessory protein
Exons: 3
Coding region: 199-771 (190 amino acids)
Biological process (GO): regulation of adenylate cyclase-activating G protein-coupled receptor signaling pathway; protein localization to plasma membrane
Cellular component (GO): plasma membrane; endoplasmic reticulum
Molecular function (GO): corticotropin hormone receptor binding; signaling receptor regulator activity; type 1 melanocortin receptor binding
Source: RefSeq, a predicted model, not a curated record
CUGGCUCCGCUGGUCAUUUCCUGCUUCUGGCAUCUGAUUUCUUGCCCACUUCCCAGGCCUUCCACGGAGAGGCAAGCUAGAGCUGAGUGGGAAGCCGUGACUCCAGCAGCCGGCUUUUCCUGCUUUGUAGUUUUUUCCAGGAGAGGCAGGAUUCAGAGGCUGUUCAUGGGAACAGCCCCCUGACCUUCCAGCGAAGCUAUGAUAAGCAGGCCCCUUGUCUGGAGACCCGCAGAUGAGCUGGGUGACUCUGACAGAAAUGAGUUAAGCAAUGUCGUCCCUGGGGCCCACAGCCCAGCUCCGGAUGUGAGGCUCUGGCAGACACUGGCCUCCACAGCCACAGUCAUGGCCAACAGGACCAACGCCUCCAUCCCGUACACCAGCUAUGAAUACUACCUGGAUUACUUAGACCUCAUUCCUGUGGAUGAAAAGAAGCUGAGAGCCAACAAGCAUUCCAUUGUCAUCACCUUUUGGGUGAGCCUGGCAACUUUCGUGGUGCUCCUCUUCCUGAUUCUGCUCUACAUGUCCUGGUCAGGCUCCCCGCAGAUGAGACACAGCCCCCAGCCCCACCGGAUAUGCCCAUGGAGUCACAGCCUCAACCUCCCCUUCUGCCUCAGGAGGGCCUCCCCGCAGACAACAGAGGAACCAGGAAGUAGAACUGGCUCUGAGCAAUGGUUACAGCAGCACAGUCCCUCUGCCUCGCCCUUGGAACCAGGCUUGGAAUGGGGCUUCCCAGGGCAUCAGCUGACCUCAGGAACAAGCAAGGGGGUGUAGUGGUGAGCCCGGAGACAGAACUUCUCAGCUGUGGAACUGACAAACUGAUACACUCAAAUCAACAUGGACCAUUUACAAUGUAGUUCUAAGAACCUGACCAGGUCACAGCCAAGUCUACAGGAAGGACCAUCACACAGGUUUACAGUCCGGGGAGGACCAACACACACGUUAACAGUCCAGGGAGGACCAUCACACAUGUUCACAGUCCAGGGAGGACCAUCACACACGUUCACAGUCCCGGGGGGAUCAUCACACACAUUCACAGUCCGGCUACCAUGCAGAAGCUGCCCCGACAUAGCUGAUUCUGUUGAAUAUGUUAAUCUGCUUGCUGCUUGCGUUUGCUUUGGGAUGCGUAGGAAAAUAAAACAUGAACCAGGAUAAAGAACACUAA